Messenger RNA from Mirounga angustirostris (Northern elephant seal), 17993 nucleotides. Its product is annotated as zinc finger protein 709-like. Gene Ontology annotation, molecular function: RNA polymerase II transcription regulatory region sequence-specific DNA binding; DNA-binding transcription factor activity, RNA polymerase II-specific. Bases 5570 to 7585 code for a protein of 671 amino acids. Gene Ontology annotation, biological process: regulation of transcription by RNA polymerase II. The transcript is spliced from 4 exons. Lineage: Eukaryota; Metazoa; Chordata; Mammalia; Carnivora; Phocidae. The record is from RefSeq and is a predicted model, not a curated record. Gene Ontology annotation, cellular component: nucleus.
AGGCCCGGCCUUCCAGAGAGGGAGGCGGAGUGCUGGUUGGAACCGGCCUGAGAUGGCCGAGGCGCGAGCUGGCCUCGAAGUCUGUGACUCGAGCCCGUCGGUGGCGCCGCUCCGACCUCAGUCCCCUCCGGCGCGCGGCGUGGGGGCUGGGCCGGCAGCCGGGAUCCCGGCGUCCUGUCCCGUCCCUGCGCGCGGCAACUUCGGCCCUCGAGUCUGUGGACAGCUCUGCGCCCGCAGCUCCGCGUCUCCCCGGAUUGCGCGGUGACCCCCGGUGACAGGGGACGAUCGUGACUGGCUCUCUGGAAUUCGUGCGCGGGAGGUGCCAUGGUCUGCGGGGCCUCCAUUCCCUCCUUUCUCUUCGGAGGGGACCCGUUUUCUCCUGGGUUUUCCAAAAUGGUGGGAAACCGAGGGAAAUCCACGAUCCUGUCGCGGCACCCUCGCCCCCCUCCACCCCGCGCCCAGCUCUCCCUAGGAGUGCCAGUCGUUGCGUAAAUUUCCAGAUCCCUCCUGGCCCACUUCCCAUCUCCAGUUCACAGCGUCACUAGGAACUACUCGUCCUUCAUGGUGCAUUUCAGACAGACCCAGUAUUUCAAUUAUUUAUCUUUUUUUUCCCCCGCUGUCAAUGGAUGGCGCUUUUAAACGGGGAUGGCGUUUUUAAACGGGUUUAGUUUUUGUCCCUGGGUAUUUUACGGAAGAGAAAAGUAGCGAAUAACCCCCUGGAACAACGUUGUAUGAAAUCCUUGUGCCCCUCCUCCCAGGAUCUUUCCUGGGCACAGACAUCCUAUGGGAAGUCCUUUGGCUGGAGGUUCCUCUUUGAAACUUUCUUGGGUGACCUGUCCUGUCAGCAUGGCCUCGCCCUCAGUUUGUCACCUUUAAACGAUUUAUUCAAUUAACUUCAGUCCAAAUUUUUCAAUGAAUAAAAAUUUAUUUAAUCCACACAUCGUGAAAAACAGUGUAAAAUAUUUCCAGAGUCAAGAAAGGGGUGAGUUCAGGGCAAAAAAAAAAAAAUUCUAGUAUUACCCUGCAGGUAUUAUUUUUUACUUUUUUCCUCCCUUGAGUGUGUUACUGAUAUUCUGAGGUCUGUUCUUAAAUUGGGGAUGAGUUCCAAUGGAUUUCCAAGGCUUAGACUUGCAGACCCGUAGUGUUCAACUAUGACUAGUAGUUUAUAAAACAAUUUGUUCUCCUGUUAAUAAUGAACAGCUUAUUAUUUAUUUAUUUUUGUGAAUGCAGUCCAUACUUGUGAGGUUUCUUGUUGAGCCAGUAAAGUGCCUUACAAUUUUUUUCCUUCCUUUUCACAUAAACACUGGGUCUGAGUGGUUUGCUGGAUUGUUCAAACACUGGGUUUAUGUCAUUUAAGAUAUCACUGGUGGUGCAAAGCAAUGUCAGUGGCAGGCAGAGGCCUCAGGACGUGUCUCUAAGCUCUCGCCCCCUUGAGCCUUCAAGGGGAAGUAUAUAAUGCCCAGUUUUUCUUCCUGGAUAGCCUCGCCUACAGGUGUGUGUUCAUUCCUCUGGUUGCUCAGGUGUCCGUAUCAUUCUUUCCAUGUACUGACCCACUCCAGGGCUUCUAUCUCCACCAGGAGUGUCUAGAAGGUAGGGCUUGAGCUCAUGACCCCAAGAUCAGGAGUCACAUAUUCUACCCACUGAGCCAGCCAGAUGCCCCUGGAAUGUCCUGAAUGUGGCUUUCCUUCUGUCCUGUGGGAAGCAGGCUGCUCAAACGUGCGGAUUCUAAUAUUUCUUGAUUUUGGGUUCCGUUACUGAGCCCUUUGGCUCUAGUUUCUUUUAGCACUUGAGCUCUGAAAUUGUGAGUUGAUUGAGAGAUACAAUGGGAGGAAAACAAGAAAAUUGUGGAACUAAGUAGAAUUUGUGUUCUCUUUAGGCAGGAGAACCUCAAGACGUGAGAGGCACUCAAUUAAGUUUUCUUAAGGUCAUUUUUUAUUUUUGGAUCAAUUAGUGCAUGUCCAUGCCCCUAGAGAAUGCUGACAUUCAACAGGCUAAAGCAGUUGAAUUCCUGUUUGUUUGUUUUUUUUUUUAAAGAUUUUAUUUAUUUGACAGAGAGGCACAGCGAGAGGGAGGGAACACAAGCAGUGGGAGAGGGAGAAGCAGGCUUCCCGCCAAGCAGGGAGCCCGAUGCGGGGCUCGAUCCCAGGACCCCGGGAUCACGACCUGAGCCGAAGGCAGACGCCUAACGACUGAGCCACCCAGGCGCCCCAUUGAAUUCCUGUUUUAAUUGAUGUGAGGAAAACUGCCCAAAGCCUAUGUAAAUAUAUGAAAAUCCAGUACAUGUAAGGAGCUGAACUCAAACACCUAAUGUAGGUAAUAUGCUACUUAUUCCUGGAAAAUACCGUGUGUGUGAUAUAGGGGAAGGACAAACUGUGAUGCCCCAUGUCCUGUUAGUUAGACAUUUGAAAAUUUUCAUAAACCAUACAAAUGGUUUACACUUUUGUAACCUUUAGUGUUUAAAGGAAUUAUAUCUUAAAAUGGUUUCCUGUGUACAAAGUUAAAAUGAAAUCAAGACUGUUAAAUACUUUAAUAUACAUAAAUUCGUGUGUGUGUAUAUAUAUAUAUACAUAUAUAUAUAUAUUUUAAAGAUUUUAUUUAUUCCAGAGAGAGAGGGGGAAGGAACAGAGGGAAAGAGACAAGCCAACUCCACGCUGAGCGCAGAGCCUGAUGCGUGCCUAGAUUCCAGGACCCUGAGAUCACAACCUGAGCCAAAACCAAGAGUUGGACACUUAACUGACUGAGCCACCCAGGCACCCCAAAUUUAUAUAUAUUUUAAAAAUAAAUUUGUGAGAUAGGGAGUGUAACUUAAGAAAAUCACCGUGAACAUAUCCUAGUUCCUUCCAGCACUGUUAAGCCCAGCCACCACCAAGUACACAGUUUUGAUAAUUUCUUGAGCCUCCGAUAUCCAACAAGCAAUUGUGAGUGCAUAUUAUUCUUGCUGAUGUUUGUCCUUGUAAUGAGCAGUCAGACUUUGCAUUUUUGCAUGUUUGAGUGCUGACAGGUAAAGCCUCACCUCCCCCCUCUGCCCCCCACCCCUUGUGCUCCCAGCUAGACAAGCCGAUGAGAAAGCCUGGGUGGUCUCUCCUCUAGAGCAGGCAGGAGAUUCCAACCAGAAAAGCCCCUGCCUGUGUGCAGAACUCUUGCCCCUGCCCCACUCCCUAACCCCAAUGAACUCCUUACCCAGCCAGUCUCUUCUUCAUUCUUUUGAAGCCAUUUCAGAACUGCCUGAGAGGCAGCCUUGCCCUGAGACCUCUGUUACGUGAGUCCUAAGCCUUUUCCUACUGUCUAGGUGCCUGUGUGUGUUGUUGGGGGCUACAGCGCCAUCCCCCUUAACUUCCGAACCACUUCUCAGCAGGUGGCCAUGACCGUUGAUGCCAUGAGGAGCAUGUACACAUGCGACCACCCUUCCAUGGAUCUGUUUUCUCUCGCUUUAAGUUGCUCACCUGCUCCGCUGCCUCAUGGUGGCAUGGACUGCUGGGGGCUGGGAGCUCGUGCUGUGCCCUGUGCUGUCCUGUGUUGCAUUGGUGACCUAGCAAGCCUCAGUUUUAGAUUGAGCCAACCAAAGUUGGCAGUUGUGAGAAUUUCUAGGCUUUAGGGAGCAGGACUGUUGGAUUGGGGCCCUCCUUACAGUGGUCCUGCAUCGAUGUCUUUGCUGGUUUCUCUCCCUGUGUUAGAGUGAAGCUGUGACAGAGGCUGGGUUGGCCCCUGUACACCCUAUGGAAACAGGUGGCCUCAUUCAAAGGUCACUCCUGGGAGAGCAGACAUUUGAAAAGAGAAAGAAGAAAGAGAGAGUGAAAGGCAGCCCAUAAGUGGUGGGCUGAGUCCACACUCUGAACACCAGAUAGUUGAAUGGGACCUUUGAGUAUCUCUGCUGCUCCUGCCCCUGCCUCUUCUGCAAGAAGUAUCCUGACUCUGUGGAUUUUUGGGGACAACAUCCAUGGCUCCCUGUGGCACAGCAAAGGGAUUAGUCCAAAGCUGACUUAAGCUCCUUGUCCUUAAACCCAUUAAAACAACCAGGUAUCACGGGGAAGGCUCCUAACCCUGAGGGCCCUGAUUUGAGACUCUUAGGAGGAAACCAUUUAUAAAUACCAGGGUAGAGAGGCACCCCCCUGCCAAAGUAUAUCCAGGGACAAAGAAAAGAGGGAUACUCAAGGAUGGGACUAAUAGAUAAAAUACUGAAACAAAGGACCACAAUUUAACCGAAUUGGAAAUCCAAAAUGUACAAAAAGAAUUUAUACAACAAAAAGAAUUUAUACAGCAGAUAAGAAUGCACUGCUCGACUUUUCAGCCUAUACAGCAUAAGUUCUGGAUUAAUUUUGCUAUCUGAUGUAAUUCAUUAACUCAGAAACCAUUAAACAAUCAAUGAAUACUAGGUCUCAAAUUAUAGUUAUACCUAGGAUCCCACUACAUUUUUUUUUUUUUUUUUAGAUUUUAUUUAUUUAUUUGAGAGAGAGAAUGAGAUAGAGAGCAUGAGAGGGGGGAGGGUCAGAGGGAGAAGCAGACUCCCUGCCGAGCAGGGAGCCCGAUGCGGGACUCAAUCCUGUGACUCCAGGAUCAUGACCUGAGCCGAAGGCAGUCGCUUAACCAACUGAGCCACCCAGGCGCCCGGAUCCCACUACAUUUAAGCAGGGUACCUUUGAUGGUCUCACGGGUCACUGAAUAGGAUAUAGGGGACAAACAGCACAGCUGUUUCUUCUUCUUCUUUUUUUUAAGAUUUUAUUUAUUUGACAGAGAGAGACACAGUGAGAGAGGGAACACAAGCAGGGGGAGUGGGAGAGGGAGAAGCAGGCUUCCCGCGGAGCAGGGAGCCCGAUGCAGGGCUCGACCCCAGGACCCUGGGAUCAUGACCUGAGCCGAAGGCAGACACUUAACGAGCCACCCAGGCGCCCCGCAGCUGUUUCUUCUUGACCAUCAGAACUAUGGUCCUGAAAUUCUCCAUGGUCACAGCACUGUCCUAAAAUAACCCAUAGUGAUCUAGGAAGCUCUGAACCAAUGAUUCAUAAAUUAAAUAAGGCCCUUGCCACUUACAAAUUGUCUUCACAAAAUGAGACCUCUUGGACUGUACCCUCUAAGUAGAGUGGUUCAUAUGGCCCGAUGUAAAUUGCAUAGGCCCUUGAAUGAUUGAAGCCAUAUACAAAACCUGUUUAGUGAAGGGUUGAUUAUUCCCAGUGCUUCUCCUUUGAACAGCGAAUUUGACUUAUUCUUUUUUUUUUUUUUUUUAAUUUUAUUUAUUUGAGAGAGAGACUGAGAGAGAGAGAGCAUGAGAUGGGGGAGGGUCGGGAGGGUCAGAGGGAGAAGCAGACUCCCCGCCGAGCAGGGAGCCCGAUGCGGGACUCGAUCCCGGGACUCCAGGAUCAUGACCUGAGCCGAAGGCAGUCGCCCAACCAACUGAGCCACCCAGGCGCCCGAAUUUGACUUAUUCUUUACCUUGAACGAAUGAAUGACACCUCACAGUGGAUUACGGCUGUGGAUUACAGUGGAUUACGACUGUGGAUUACAGUGAAUUACGACUGUGUACACCGUAACUGUGGUCACACUCAAUGGACCUCUAUACCCAGUCCCCAACUCUAUGGAAAUUAUUGACUCAACCAAUCAACAACUGGGUAAAUAUCCUGCGGUCACAGAUUGGGUGGGGUCUGUUCUGUUCAGUGCUUAUCUCAACAGCCUCGCAGCUGCAGUGGCCUUCAUCUUGAAGGGACACAAUACACCUUUCCUGGGUUAUCCUCGUGGAUCUUCAGCAGUUUUGCCCUCCCACACAGUCACUGAAGGCAAAGAUCUGAACUGCAUCCUGGUUUCUCCAAGAACACAGGACUCAGUGGCCUUUGAGGAUGUGACUAUAAAGUUCACCAUGGAGGAGUGGGCUCUCCUGGAUCCGUCCCAGAAGAAACUCUACAGAGAUGUGAUGCAGGAAACCUUCAGGAACCUGGCCUCAAUAGUGUGUAUUUCAGAAGAAAAAUGGGAAAUCCAUGACAGUGAAGAUCAGAAUGAAAAUCGUGGGACAGAUCUAAGCAGUCAAAUGGUAGAAAGGCUCUGUAAAAGUAAAGAAUGUAGUCAGUAUGAAGAAAUCUUCAGCCAGAUUCCAUAUCGUAAUCAGAAGAAGAAAAGUCCUACUGGAAUAAAACUACCUAAAUGCACUUUGUGUGGACAAGUCUUCAUGUAUCAUUCAUCCUUUAACAAGCACAUGAGAUCUCACAUUGGCCACAAACCAUAUGAGUAUCAGGAAUGUGAAGAGAAGCCUUAUAAAUGUAAGGAAUGUGGGAAAUCCUUCAAGCAUCGCCAAUCCAUUCGAAUGCAUGAAAGGACACACACCGGACAGAGGCCCUAUGAAUGUAAACACUGUGGGAAAGCUUUUAUUUGUCACAAUUACUUUCAAAUUCAUGAAAGGGCACACAGUGGGGAAAAGCCCUACAAGUGUACAAAAUGUAGUAAAACCUUUAGUUACUCAAGUAACUUACGUAAACAUGAAAGGACUCAUAUUGGAGAGAAACCUAGUGAAUGUGAGCAAUGUGGUAAAGCUUUCAGUUGUCUCAGGUCCUUUCGAAUACACGAAAGGAUACACAGUGCCAAAAAGCCUAAGGAAUGUACAAAAUGUGGUAAAACCUUCAGUUAUUCAAGUAAUUUACGUAAACAUGAGAGAAGUCAUAAUGGGGAGAAACCCUAUGAAUGUAAGGAAGGUGGGAAAGCCUUGCAUUCUCUUACCAAAUUUCGACGAUACAUGAUCAAGCAAAGUGGAGAUGGACUCUAUAAAUGUAAGGAGUGUGGGAAAGCCUUCAGGUGUCCCAAAAAUUGUCGUAGUCAUGAAAUGACACACAGUGGAGUAAAGCCCUAUGAAUGUAAGGAAUGUGGUAAAGCUUUCAGUUCUCCCAGGUCCCUUGGAAAACACAGAAGAAUUCAUACUGCAAGGAAGCCUCAUGCAUGUAAGGAAUGUGGUAAAGCUUUCCGUUAUCCCAGUUCCCUUCGAAAUCAUGAAAGAACUCAUACUGGGGAGAAACCUUAUAAGUGUAAGGAAUGUGGGAAAGCUUUCAGUUGUCCCAAUUACUUUCGAAUUCAUGAAAGAACUCACACCGGAGUCAAGCCAUAUGAAUGUAAGCAAUGUGGAAAAGCUUUCAGUUGUCCCCAGUCCUUUCGAAUACACGAAAAGACACAUAGUGCAGAAAAACCCUUUGAAUGUACAAAAUGUGGUAAAGUCUUCAGAUAUUCAAGUAACUUACGCAAACAUGAGAGAUCUCAUACUGAUGACAAACGCUAUGAAUGUAAACUAUGUGGUAAGGCCUUCAGCAGUCACUAUUAUGUGCAAAAACAUGAAAGAACUCACACUGGAGAAAAGCCUUAUGAAUGUAAGGAAUGUGGGAAAGGCUUCAUUUUUCGCUCAGGUGUUCGAUCACACAUGGUAAUCCACACUGGAGAUGGACCUUACAAAUGUAAGAAAUGUAAGAAAGCAUUUAUUUCUCCCAGUUCAUUACGAACGCAUGAAAGAACUCACACUGGAGAGAAACCUUAUCAAUGUAAAACUUGUUGUAAAGGCUUCAGUCUUGUUAAUUCUUUACGAAAUCAUGAAAGAACUCAUGUGAAAGAAAGUCUGUGAAAAUAAGGAAUGUAAGAAAGCUGUCAUCUGUUGUAUAGUCUUUCAUGCAUGCUGGAGAGAAAUUACAGAAAUGUACGGAAUGUAGGAAAGCCUGUUUUUUUCAGAACUUACCAAAAAAGUCAGUGGAGAGAAUUCCAUUGGUGGUAAACAAUGUAGGAAAUCUUCAUUUGUCUCACAUCACGGAAAAACCAGGUUAGAUUAUUCACUGAAUUCAUACUAUAGAGCUAACAAAAACUAUAAUUUUUACAGAUAUUUUCAAGGUAGUGUGGAAAUUAUAUGGGAAAGAAGUAAUAUGGGUAAGCUUUGUGAACAUGAAUUCAUGUAGAAUACUUCUGAAAAUCUACAACAUUAAAGAAAUGUAAUGUUAUAUGGUCUUUAUCAGGUAUUCAUUCUUAAAGUAAUUCUUUGUACCAUGGACUUCCACUUACUUUUGCAAGCAGAUAUUGAAGUGAGAUAAUUAUGUAGGUACUUUUAAAGCGAGAGUUCCUAAGUUUAGAAAGUAAAUUUUUCCUUAGUAAUAUUUUUGUAUUCUUAUUUUGAAGUCUGUUGGGUCCAUGGGUAAUUGAAGUAUAUUUCUAAUAUGCAAGUAAGUUUAAUUUUUAUAUUUAAUAUUCUGUAAGGAAAGGAAUGUUGAGAAGUAACACUUUCAUACUUCCCUUUCUCUGGUGCCCUCCUGUGGGGCAAGUACUCAAUAUGCUUUAGCCAUUAUUUCUAUAUUCUGCAUUUCUUUAUUAUCAGAAAGUUCCCUUCUCAUUGGCCUGAAGAGCCUUAUUCUGUUUUCCUAAAUAGUUGCCAUAUAGUUGUGAGUAUGCAAAGUUCAUCAUACAGUAUAUUCUCACAUGAAUUAUUAUUUUCUUCUUUUGUCCUUUGUUCUUUGUCAUUGGUUAUGGCCGGGACUUGGAGUAUAGAGUUACAUUAAGAACAGAGGCCUGUGUGAGAUAGAAUAAUAAAUCUAGAGUUGGAGAUGACCCUCCUUGGUGCUGUUAAUGUCAAAGUCAGUAAUGUGAACUACUGUUCCUAGAAUCUGUUGCAUUUAUGGUUUCAUGUUAGAAUUCACCAAAGCCUAAUGUACAUGAAACUUGGAAUACAGAAGUGAAAUAGGAUUAAGCACAUUUCUCAGCCACCUGUAGAGAGGUAGGUAGAAGCAUACACCUUCACAGACAUGUGCUCCCAGCCUGUUUUCCUCAUUUUUUCCCCUGGCAAUCAAGAAUAAUCUGAAAACCACCAACAACUGCUUGACUUCCAUUUGAUCUGAGCAGUAGGCUUCUACACUUGUCUCCAGAGUUCUACAUCAAAGAUCCAGCAUGGGUUUAAAUUUUCCUGCAAGCCCUCAGGUAUCCACAGAUUUAGAUUGUUAUGGUUGAGAAUGUUCUCUGAAGUGCUACUCCCCUCUUUUCUAGAUUUUAUUCAUAUAAAGUCUAAUUUGUAUAGUAAACAUAUUUUUCUGUUAACACCACUAUUGACUGUGUACUUUUGGGAUGAUGGAGUGUUCUCUUUCUUGAGAGUGUUAUAAUUAUGCAUUUGUGAAAAUGCAUAGGGGUGCCUGGGUGGCUUAGUCGUUAACUGUCUGCCUUCAGCUCAGGUCAUGAUCCCAGGGUCCUGGGAUUGAGACCCGCAUCGGGCUCCCUGCUCCGUGGGAAGCCUGCUUCUCCCUCUCCCACUCCCCCUGCUUGUGUUCCGGCUCUCGCUGUGUCUGUCUCUGUCAAAUAAAUAAAUAAAAUCUUAAAGAAAAAAGAAAAUACAUAACUACUCUUAAAUUAUAUGUGUAUAUUUACUAAAAGCAAUUAAUAGAAAAUGGUAAAAAUGGUUUCACAUGCUAGGAAAAUGUUAAAACCCUAACUUUGAUUUCUUGUGUGCAGUACAUCCUCCAGCAUGUGGUCCUUCUUAGGAAGUAGUCUAAGAAGUGGGGAAGAAGGACAUAGGCCACUAUAGACCUGUCUUGGAACACAGCCUAGAGUUAGAAAACACACUACAGGCCUAUACUUACCCUCAUGUCAUACAUGUAACUGGUAAGAAAGUGAUAAGACUCUCCUGGUGCCACCUUUAACAGCAGGAUUCUCAGAUCAUAUCCUGAGAAUGCUGUUUCCUGAAACAAAAGUGCAUGUAACAGAGAUGCUGGUGGGAGCUGCCUGGAUUUAUCCUAAUCUAAUCUUUGGUUAUCAGCAUCAAGUCCUCCGAGAGUGGGUCUUGAGGCCAUUUCCAGAUGUUAAGUUUCCCAUCUCUUACCUUCUUACCUUCUUGCCUUCUCUGUGCCAGGUUGCUGAGAAACAAGUUUAAGUCAUAUAUAUAUGUAUAUAUAAAAUAUAUACAUAUAUAUAAAAUAUACACAUAUAUACGUAUAUAAUAUAUAAUUUAUAUUAUAUAUUACAUAUAUAUUAUAUAGAGAGAGAGGUAGAGAGAGACUCUUAAGCAGGCUCCAUGCCCAGAACAGAGCACCACCUUGGGCUGGAUCUCACGACCCUGAGAUUAUGACCUGAGCCGAAAUCAAGAGUUGGAUUUUAACCGACUGAGCCACCCAGGUGCCCCCCAGGUUUAAGUUUAAUGCAACACCUGUACUACUCUGGAAAUGUUCUUGGUUGCAACCCCAGGUGACUGUGAAGUGAAGCUGUGGAAGAACUCAGAACGCAGGUCAGGAGGCACAGGCCCCUCAAGCAUAAUAAUCCCUACUGCCCCAUAAACAUCAGCUAUGCACCAACAAGCACCAUUUCACAAUAGUCUCAAAACCUCCAGGGAUGUCAAAAAAGAGAACCCUGCUUUGUUCUAGUCCCACGAGGACAUCAGGUGCCCUGCUGUCCCUAAACCUCCCGCCUUGAGUUCUGUGGCCCAGGCCACCUUGAGGUUUCAGCUGCCCAUAUGCUGACUAAGCCCAGUUUCCCUCGCCUAAGAGCCUCCCUCCAGAGUGAGUUUGGAGCUAACCCCCCAAGGCCCAGGCCUACCCUUUUCUGGAAUAGGACUCACUCUAUACAGAGUUCUGGCUGGUGGUCUGUGGGAAAUGGAGGUCUCUGACAGACCCUCCAUAGCCCUGAGUUUCCCUUUUUAAACAUGGCCCCCAGAAUGCAACAGGGUCCAACGUUAAAAAAGUGGCAGGAACACGGGGGUUUCCCUCCUUCCCGAAAGCCCCAGGCGCAGGAGGUGGUGCCCUCCUUUGUCAGAGGCCACACCAUCUGAUUCUUGAAGAGGCAGAAAUGGGUUGUGGAACAUCUUUUUUUUUUUUUUUUUUUAAAGAUUUUAUUUAUUUAUUUGAGACAGAGAGCAUGAGAGGGAGGAGGGUCAGAGGGAGAAGCAGACUCCCCGUCGAGCAGGGGGAGCCCGAUGCGGGACUCGAUCCCGGGACUCCAGGAUCAUGACCUGAGCCGAAGGCAGUCGCCCAACCAGCUGAGCCACCCAGGCGCCCGGGUUGUGGAACAUCUUGACAUGGUCUUGCAACAGCAUCCAGUGCUUUCCUGAGCUUACAAAGUGAUCUCUCUGUGGCUGUGAGACCUGGGGUCUAGGUCCUGAGGCUGCCACGCUCCCCACCAGCAGACGUUAACUAGGAUAGACAUCGUGGCCUCAGUGAGGACAGGCCCACACGGCUGACCAGAGUGAGGUCUGCACACAGGUGAGGCCUCAGGCGGACAUGGAUACCAUACUGAGGAAAACUCAGCAGAGGACAUGGCAGCUGAGGGGGGAGAUACCAAUCUGUGCUCCCCUCCGUGAAUCCACCAAAGAAAAGCAAAAUGCGGGGCACCUGGGUGGCUUAGUUGGUUAAGCGUCUGACUGUUGGUUUCGGCUCAGGUCAUGAUCUCAGGUCAUAGGAUCAUGCCCCGCAUGGGGCUCUGUGCUCAGCAGGGAGUCCGCUUGAGAUUCUCUCUCUCCCCCUCUGCCCCUCCCACCCUAACAUAAAUAAAUAAAUCUUAAAAAAAAAAAAAGCAAAAUGAGGACAUGUAAUGUCAUGAGGGGUGUGUUUCUGGAUGCAAUUAUAGCAGCAUGAGGGGCUGGCACACGGUGGCUCCAGCUGUCAUGGGCCCCAACUCACCUCUUGAGGCUCCUGAGUUGCGUUCUUUUAUUUUUAUUUUUUUUCUUUUUUUCUAAAGAUUUUAUUUAUUUAUUUGACAGAGAGACAGUGAGAGAGGGAACACAAGAAGGGGGAGUGGGAGAGGGAGAAGCAGGCCUCCCGCUGAGCAGAGAGCCCGAUGUGGGGCUCCAUCCCAGGACCCUGGGAUCAUGACCUGAGCCGAAGGCAGACGCUUAACGACUGAGCCACCCAGGUGCCCCUGAGUUGUGUUCUUUUAGAGAUGGCCUUGUAUGGUUUCUGCUUAGGAAGUGUGAAGUCACUGGACCAUCAGGAGGGGCACAUGGAUCCUCCUUUGGGGGUUUGUUUGGGGGCCAGGUGAGACCUCUCUGUCACAUGGGAAGGAGAUGAGAACAAUUCACUCUGCUAUGAUCAAGACAAGCAGACAUGGUUCCUAUGAUGAGGUUGGGGUGUGUGAGUGUCUGUGAGGCCAGUUAGUCAAUAAGGGUCGAUCUCCAGUGUAACAGGCUCUCUAGUAGGUGCUGCAGUGAAUGAUAUGAAGCAAAUAUCCUUGUCCUCUUGAGGCUGACAUUCUAGGAGACCAGAAACAAGACAUGCAAGUAAGAUACGUAAUGUAUCAGGUGGUGCUUAGUCCUAAGGAGGGAGAGAAAGCUUCAGGGGAGUACAGAGGGCCUGGGCUGGGUGCCUCUGGGCCAUUAUCUCUGGGGGUUCGUGAAUUUGGGUGUCUGUGUGUCCACAAAAAUGUGCCACGACAGUCUGUGAUUCCAUAUGUCAGCCUGGGAAGGUAUGCAUAUAUGUUCUCUGGAACCUGGAAUGCUUUCAUUUUUUUUUUCUUGCCUAAUUGCCCUUGUAACACCUCUAUUACACAUUGAAAUGAACUGGUGAGAGUAAACUUUUUUGUCUUUUUUCUGAUCUUAGAAAACUUUUAUUUUUGGGCGCCUGGGUGGCUCAGUUGGUUAAGCAACUGUCUUCGGCUCAGGUCAUGAUCCUGGAGUCCUGGGAUCGAGUCCCGCAUCGGGCUCCCUGCUUGGCAGGGAGUCUGCUUCUCCCUCUGACCCUCCCCCCUCUCAUGCUCUCUCUCUCUCAUUCUCUCUCUCAAAUAAAUAAAUAAAAUCUUUAAAAAAAAAAAAAGAAAACUUUUAUUUUUUCACCAUCAAGUAUUUGUUAGCUCUGGGUUUUUCAUUGAUUACCUAUUUCAUGCUGACAUAGCUUUUUGAGGUAGUUUAUCACAGUUUAUUGAGUGUUUUCCUUGUGAAGGUAGGUUGAACUCUGUCAAAUGCUUGUUUGUGUUAGUUGAGAUGAUUCUGUAGUUCUUGACAUUUAUUCUAUUAAUGGUUCGUUGCAUUAAUUCAUUUUCAGAUGUAAAACCAACAUUGUUUCCAUGGUUUGAAUCCCAAGUAGUCAUGAUGUUUAGGUCAUUUUAUAUAUUGCUGGAAUCAGUUUACUAGUAUUUUGUUGUGGCUUUUUUCAUGUAUAUUAAAAGGAAGUAUUUGUGUACUGUAUUAUAAUGUUGUAUAUAGUAUAAAAUCAUCCAAUAUGGUACGGCGUAUACUUUUACAGACUAGUAUUUUAGUGUUAGUAGCAUAAUGGGUAUCAUUACCAUGUUUGUCCAUGGAGUUAUUCAAAUAAGCCAUUCACAUACCCCCAUGGCUUACAGGAGCACCUCACCAAGUUGAUACCGCACAGCCCACCUCACUUUGCUCCCGUUUGUUUUCUCUGCUCCAGAGUGGAACUGAAGUGUCAGUAUAUGUUUCCAAAAAUUGAAGUAAUUUAUUAGCCUGACAAUUGAAAUGAGUCUGUCCAGUUUGACUUUUAUUAUGUGCAAACGCAUAUGUGACCCUCCGUUGUAUUCGAGUCGUUACGGGGCAUAAUUAUCCUAGAGUGCUUUAUCCCAAAGGGGUGACCUUAGAUAAGGAGUUCUUGGUGCCAGGCAGCUAGAUCAUGGGCAAUGGCCUAAAGGUCUGUAAAAAUGUGAAGAUAAAGUAGACUGUUGGCCAGGAGCUCCUCCAGCAUGAUUUUCUGGAGUAUAAUUAAUCCUCCUGCCCACUGGGUCCUGUCUUUGAUCAGGGAUGGCCUGGUUAAGGACAGAGAGCAGUUGUCCCAUGUUCUCCAUCACAUGUGCUGGCGCUGUGCUACCAUGGAUAUUAAAACAGGUGCAAGAUACAGUCUUAAAUGAACAGGAGAGCAAAGUUUAUUUCAAAAUGUAAACCAUGUCACCUCUGCAUAUCAAAGAGAAGAAAGAAAAAUAUGUACUUUAAAUUGCUCCUUUUUACAUAACCGCUGAAAAGACAAGAAACAGAUUAUGUUGUUAUCUACAGGAGCAUGGGGAAACUAGAUGCCAAUGCCAGAAGACAUGCUGGGAGUGUCUUUAGGUACAUGUCUACAUCUCAGGCUAAGUUUCUAAACUUGAUAAUCACAAUAAACAAUUCAUGAAAAAAAAGUCUGUAUUAUCCCCAUAUUUGUGCACAUUACCCAUAUUGAUUUAUAGGUCACUUAGAGUUACAUUUAUUGAUUUAUUGAUCACUUACUGAUCUAGAUAAAAAGAAAAGAUUCAAAUGCGUACAAUCAGGAAGAGGGACAUUGCUACUGACAUUACAGAAAGAAAAGGAUGAUAAAAGGAUUUAAUGAACAAUUGUAUAGCAACAAAUUAGAUAACUCAGAUGAAAUGGACAAAUUCCUUAAAACAACAAACUAAUGAAACUACCUCAAGAAUAAAUGGGAAAUCUGAACAUCUCUGUAACAAGUGAAGGGGUUGAAUUAGUAAACAAAGAACCACCACAAAUUAAGCCUAGGCCCAGAUGGCUUCAACACAGAAUUCUCCAAAAUAUUCAAAGAUUAUUUAAUACCAAUCCUUCACAUCUCUUUUAAAAAUUAAAACGGAGGGGCGGCUGGGUGGCUCAGUCAGUGAAGCGUCUGCCUUUGGCUCAGGUCAUGAUCUCAGGGUCCUGGGAUCAAGCCCCGCCUUGGACUUUCUUGCUCAGCGGGGAGUGUGCCCCUCCCUCUUCCUCUGACCCCCUCCCCUGCUCAUGCUCUUCUUCUCUCCCUCUCAAAUGAAUAAAUAAAAAAUCUUUAAAAAAAUAUACAAUAGCCAGGAUAUGGAAACAACUUAAGUGUCCUUCAAUAGGUGAAUGGAUAAAGAUGUGGCAUAUAUACACAAUGAAAUAAUACUCAGCCAUAAUAAAAAAUGAAAUCUUGCCAUUCAUGACAACAUGGAUGGACAUACAGAGCAUUAUCCUAAGUGAAAUAAGUCAGAGAAAGACAAAUCUCAUACGAUUUCACUUAUAUGUGGAAUGUGAAAAAAAAAACCAAAAUGAACAGACAACAUUUUUUUUGUUGUUGAGAAACAGAGUCAUAGGGGCACCUGGGUGGCUCAGUCGUUAAGUGUCUGCCUUCGGCUCAGGUCAUGAUCCCAGGAUCCUGGGAUCCAGCCCCAUUCAGGCUCCCUGCUCAGCAGGAAGCCUGCUUCUCCCUCUCCCACUACCCCUGCUUGUGUUCCCUCUCACGCUGUCUCUCUGUCAAAUAAAUAAAUAAAAUCUUAAAAAAAUAAUAAAAAUAAAAAAACAAAACACCAACCAUAAAAAAAAAAGAAACAGACUCAAAGUAUAAACCAAUGGUUGCUAGAAUAGAGGGGGUUGAGGGGACAGGUGAAAUAAGUGAAGAGGAUUAAGAGCUACAAACUUCCAGUGGCAAAAUAAAUAAGUCAGUGGGAUGAAAAGUACAGCAUAGGGAAAUAAGUCAAUAACUUUGUAUGGUGACACAUGGUAACUACACCUUUCUGGGUGAGCAUUUUGUAAUGUAUGUAAUUGUUGCAUCACUGUGUUCUACACCUGAAAUUAUAUAUAAACAAUACUUCAAUUUAAAAAAUUGUACAAGUACAGCUGCACCUGGCUGGCUCAGUUGGUAGAGCAUGUGACUCUUGAUCUCAGGGUCAUGAGUUCAAGCCCCAUGUUGGAUGUGGAGCCUACUUAAAAAAAAAAGAAAGAAAGAAAAGAAAAAAAUUGGAUAAGUACAAAAAAAGUUAUAGAGAAUACCUCACACUUAUUUUGUGAACCCGCAAACCCAAUCCAGCGUUAUAUAAGAGAAUUCUACAACAUGACCAGGUGGGAUUUAAUCCAAAGAUGAAAACUUGGGUUCAUAUCUGAAAAUCCAUUAUUGUUAUAAUGAAGGAUAUCAACAGAGUAAAAACUAAAAUGGCAAGAUCUUCUCAAUAGCCUCAGAGAAAAUAAGGCAAAAUCCAAUAUGCUUUUUUAAUUAAAGCAUUCUGUAUAUCAGGAAAAGAAGGAAAUUAACCUCAUUAUGAGCAUCUGUGGAAAAUCCAAACUAAUAUUAUUUUUAGUGAUGAAAGACUGGAUGCUUCCCCCUGAAAGUAAGGAACAAAAGAAUAUCUGCUCUUGCCACUUAUGUUUGGGGAUGUACUGGCUAUUUUAGCCAAAACUAUUACCCAAGAAAAGGAAACAAUGCAUUAAGAUUGGUUAGGAAGAUGUAAAACUAUCUCUCUUCCUAUUGAUAUAUCUUAUUUUUAGAAAACUCUAAAGAACCCACUAAAAAAAAAACCCUCUUAGGAUGGAUAACUGAGUUCAGCAAGUUGGUUGGAUAUAAGAUCAAUAUGGAAAAAUGAAUUGUAGUUCUGUACACUUGUAAGGAACAAUCCAAUAAUGAAAUUAAGAAAUGCACUUACAAUGAAAUCAAGAGGAAUAAAAUACUUAGGGAUAAUUUAGCAAAAGAGGUACAAAAUGAAUACUCAGAGGGCGCCUGGGUGGCUCAGUUGGUUAAGCGACUGCCUUCGGCUCAGGUCAUGAUCCUGGAGUCCCUGCAUUGAGUCCCGCAUCGGGCUCCCUGCUCAGCGGGGAGUCUGCUUCUCCCUCUGACCCUCCCCAAUCUCAUGUGCUCUCUCUCAUUCUCGCUCUCUCAAAUAAAUAAAUAAAUAAAUUUAAAAAAAUGAAUACUCAGAAAGUAUAAAACAUGAGUGAAAGAAAUUAAUAAAUGUGUAAAUCAAUGGGAAAGUGGAUCAGAAGACUUAACACUGUUGAAAUGGCACUAGCCCCUAAAUGAUCUAGAGACUCAACACAAUACCUAUCAUGAUCCCAGCUUAUCCCCCUUAUAUAAAUUGUUAAGAUGGUUUUUAAAAUUAUAUGGAAUUGCAAGGGAAUCAGAAUACCCAAAGUACUCUUGAAAAAGAAAAACAAAGUGGUAGGACUAACAUUUCUGGUAGUAAGAUUAAGUGGUAGGAAGAUGGGAAGAUGGGAAAGUGAAAGCUAAGGGCUACAGGACUUUCUUUUUGAGGUGACAAAAAUGUUGAAAAAUUGUGGUGCUGAUUGUGCAUUAUCUGUGAAUAUACUGGAAACCUCUGAAUUGUACAUACUAACGGGAUGUAUUUUAUGGUGUUUGUAUUCUAUCUCACUAAAGCUAUUCAAGUAAAUAAAUGCAUUAGGGCUUUAUUGAACACAACUUGCAACAUCUGGUUGGUCAGAGAAGAGUAGCUUAUGAAUGGUCACUGAAGAGUCUGUGUGCCAAGGCUCGGGCUGUGGGGUUCAAACUUGCCACCAGAGCCAAGUGCGUGGGAGCCCACGGAGUGCUUUUCUUUUUUUUUUUUUUAGAUUUUAUUUAUCAGGGAGAGAGAGAACAAGCAGAGGGAGCGGCAGAGGGAGAAGCAGGCUCCCUGCUGAGCAAGGAGCCCCAUGCGGGACUCGAUCCCAGGCCCCUGAGAUCAUGACCUGAGCAGAAGGCUGCCACUUAACCCACUAGGCCACCCAGGUGCCCGGAGCCCAUGGAAUUCUUCAGUUACUGUAUAGACCGUUACUCUGAGGUAUAUAAAACUAUGAGAUGUUUUGCAAGAUCCCAACUUGGAAAAAAACACAUGAAAAUUUUAAAAAACUCACUGACACCAUUAGAAGAGGAAUCACCGGUCCUGGGCGAAAACUAAGGCACAACCAGUUUGAGCCAGACCAGAACUGAAGCAUGCGCAGAAGUCCCGAGCAACUGCCUAAGUUACCUUUAGUGCAUUGCUAAUACUAAAAUCUUCCAGGGGCAGGGGUGUUCCACCGUUUUUUGAACUGCGACCUAUGUACUAGCAUGUGAACACACUAAGCAUGCGUGAUAAACCUAAAAUGCCUAAGUAAUAGAAUAUGUGUAAAUUCCCUAACGCAUAUGCAAGCUUCCUGCCCCUGCCUCCUCAGCACACUAAAUAAAAGAUAAUUGCGUUAAAACACUGCUUUGGGAAAUACUCCCAGUGUUCUCUUUAUUUGCUGUAAAUAAAAGUCUUCUACACCAGACUGUACGUCUGGGACAUGUUACUGCCUCACACUCUGGGAGGGAAUGGACUCAUUGAAUUAGGUAACAACAGUCCCACAGGUGAGGGAGUGGAGAAGGAAUGGGUGGAGCCUCAGAGCUGUCAUC